Molecule: messenger RNA, 573 nt
Organism: Capronia coronata CBS 617.96
Lineage: Eukaryota; Fungi; Ascomycota; Eurotiomycetes; Chaetothyriales; Herpotrichiellaceae
Exons: 2
Coding region: 1-573 (190 amino acids)
Source: RefSeq, a predicted model, not a curated record
AUGCUCUUCAAACGCCAGUCUUCAAAGAUUCACCGCCCACAAUGCUCGCAAGGUCUCAGGCAGCGGAAGAUAGUGUUUUGUGAUUGGGGGUUCCAUGGUCGAGCGGGAAACGACGGCUGGACAUUCACUUAUGUGGACGAAGUCGACUUUGAUCCUGAAGAGGACUUGAGAUUGUACAACAAGACAGACCCGAAUGACUGUGGGGAAAUCCUGUCGAAAUUCGUCAAGAAACAGCUCCGUAAGAACUCUCGACUCAAAGAGUCCCAAGGAUGGCGGUUCAUUUGUCUGAUUGAUGACGGCCAGAGACGACAAUUGCCUGUGCAGCGGCGGGAUAGGACGCCGAGAACCAUGCUCCUCUUUGAAAGGGAUGUCUCCUGUCCUUGCGAUGGCAGACAGCAUCAAAUGAGAGAGUCGAAAAUCCACUCAUCAGAGGAAUCCGACGGCGAGAAGCGCUCCAGUAUUUCGAAGUGCGAGUAUACGAUAUCCGACCCGCCGCCACAAUACCGAAGUCGCCUGUCUACUCUGGACACCUUGGUCGAAGAAGACCAUAUCUCUGUGGGCCACAAAGUGUGA